Cynoglossus semilaevis (tongue sole) is the source of this 936-nucleotide messenger RNA. It is a transcript of the gene bkgd, whose product is annotated as chromosome 19 C11orf54 homolog. Gene Ontology annotation, cellular component: nucleus. The annotation marks the transcript as partial. The transcript is spliced from 9 exons. NCBI's taxonomy places the organism in Eukaryota, Metazoa, Chordata, Actinopteri, Pleuronectiformes, Cynoglossidae. The record is from RefSeq and is a predicted model, not a curated record. Gene Ontology annotation, molecular function: zinc ion binding; hydrolase activity, acting on ester bonds.
UGUGAUCGUGUUUUACCCAAAGCGACUGCUAAAUGACAUUCACCCUGAGGACCAGACAUGGCAGACGUCAGUCCAGUUGAGAAGGCUCAGCUACACAUUCCGAGCCUGCAGGAACUCUGUACUGUUUUGCAAGCGGGACUGGAAAGUAACUUUGCUGAAGCACAGGUCAAUGUUGUGGAGUGUCCCGAUCUCACACAAAAACCAUUCUGCUUCCCUGUCCCGGGUUUAUGUGGUAGUCCUCGGAUCACUGAUGUUGGUGGUGUACCGUACCUGGUCCCUGUGGUUCAGAAGCACAAGGAAUACAACAUGAACACCGUAUCUAAGGAACUGGAGCUGCCUGGAGCUUUCAUCCUCGGCGCUGGGGCCGUCUCUUCCAGGGCUGUUGGAAUGAAUGCAGAGCUUAUACCUUUGGUUCUCACAGAGACAGAGAAAAGGGCUGAGGUAAACAGCAGCUACGUGGCCUCCAUCAAUCCAGCCGAUGGCCAGUGUCUGCAGGAAAAAUACAGUGACAAGUUCUCCGACUGUAACUUUGGACUGCUGGCUAAUCUAUAUGCAUGUGAGGGGAAACCUGGAAAGGUCUUAGAGGUGCGAGCCAAGAGGAGAACAGGAGAACACAGUCUUGUGACAGCCCUGAGGAAGUCCCUUGAGGGCCACUACCCUGAUAAAAGUCUGGCUCUGGGUGGAACAUUCAUUAUCCAGAAAGGGAAAGCUAAAAUACACAUCAUGCCGAGAGAGUUUGCAGUCUGCCCCCUCAACACCAAUGAUGAAAUCAACAGUUGGCUCAAACACUUUGAGGUCACCAGCCCACUGAUCUGCCAAUCAGUGCUCGUUUCCAAAGAUCCGGGUUUGGACCUGCGUGUGGAGCACACCCACUGCUUCAGCCCCCACGGGGAAGGCGGGCACUACUACAUAGAUACAACCCCUGACACUGUAGAG